CAUUCUGCUAUGAAGGCUACUCUUAUUGCAAUAACAUGCACCUUUUUCGAAUUCUUCAACGUACCUGUAUUUUGGCCCAUUCUUGUCAUGUACUUCAUCAUCCUCUUUUUCUUGACGAUGAAGCGACAAAUCAUGCACAUGAUCAAAUACAAGUACAUCCCAUUCACCGUCGGGAAACCUCGAAUGGCUGGCAAAGAGGAUACUGGCAAGGUUGUCAUUGGAUAG
Molecule: messenger RNA, 225 nt
Organism: Cylicostephanus goldi
Lineage: Eukaryota; Metazoa; Nematoda; Chromadorea; Rhabditida; Strongylidae
Source: the annotation of a GenBank genome assembly